GUUUCCUCGCUUACCCACCAAUCAAAUUCCAUAAUACGGCCCGACAUUACGGUCCUCUCUCUCUUUCCGCCAUGGCCGUGCUCCACCUCCACUCUGCUGCACACAUCUCCUCCACCGUCCGGCCGGCCCUCCCCCGCCGCUCCUGGCCUUCCGUCCGCCGCUCCUCCCCCGCUGUGAGGUCUCCUCGCUCGAGCAUCCCGUCUCCCAUCGAGAGGGCGGAGUAUCACAGGGAGCUCGUGGCCGCCAUAGAUGCCGUGGAGCGAGCUUGCCGCCUCUGUGUAGACGUCAAAAGAUCAUUGCUUUCAAGUCAUGGAAGGAUACUGGAGAAGAAUGACCAGACGCCUGUGACUGUUGCUGACUUUGGAGUACAAGCUCUUGUCAGUUUGGAGCUGAGUAAGCAGUUCCCAUCUAUCCCCUUAGUAGCUGAAGAAGAUUCUGCUGCAAUUCGUUCAAAUAAUCUAGCAGAUUUUGUCGUAGACGUCACCACAAGUAAGACCAGUUCAAGUGAUAAUCCACUGUCAAAAGGGGACAUACUUGAAGCCAUUGACAGGGGUGGAAAGGAUGCAUUUUCUUUUGGAGCUCAGCCUGCCACAUACUGGGUUCUGGACCCAAUUGAUGGCACACGUGGCUUUCUAAGAGGAAGUGAGUCAUUAUAUGUGGUGGGGUUGGCUCUUGUUGUCAAAGGAGAAAUAGUAUUAGGUGUAAUGGGAUGCCCAAAUUGGCAGGAAGAUUUAUCCAAUGUAUCUAGACCAGGGAUGAUUAUGGUUUCUCAUUUUGGCUAUGGAACGUGGACGAAGAGACUGUCAUAUACAAUUGAGGGUACAAAUAAGGUGCCAGAGUACUGGACAAGGUGCUUUGUUGAUGCACUACGCUCAGUCAAAGAAGCACGUUUUUGCAUCCCUGAUAGUCAAACUUGGGAGUCGCUACCUCUGUCGACUUCAUAUAAAGCAAAAAAUGAAGCAGGUUCUCUCAAGGAAGAUGAAAUUCUGCUGUUGCCUUCGUGCUGUGGAAGUCUUUGCAAAUAUAUGAUGGUGGCUUCAGGAAAGGCUUCAGUUUUUAUGCUACGAACAAAAGCAGAAAGGACAAUCAAGGCGUGGGACCAUGCAGUUGGCAUGAUAUGCGUGCAUGAAGCUGGAGGGAAGGUGACUGAUUGGGAAGGAAGCCAAAUCAACUUUGCUGCAGAUUUGGCUGAACGGCGGAUCAUAUUCCCCUCUGGAGGUGUUCUUGUAACAAAUGGCAAUUUACAUGAGAAGAUCUUACAUAUGAUCUCCACGAAUUCCUCAAUUAUUUGAUUGCCUUGCUUCAUGAGUUAGCUGGAGAAAGGGAAUAAUUCUGGCCGGACCGAUUUCCUGUAAAAUGACCGAGCCACUUAUACGGAAGGAUAUAUGGAAAGGAAUUCUAUUCAAGCCCAGCUGAUUUCCGGGCAGCCCCUCAGGUGAUAAAAUACGAACAUGCUACUUCCCCUCCAAAAUUUUAGUAGCCUUAUACCUCCUUCAUAUUUGCUCAAAUCAUGUUCAGCAAAGCAACAUCCUUCCCCGAGCCACUUGCAGAACUAUCGAGAAUUGAUCAGGAUUGCGAUUACUUAGAUGGGUCUAAAACCCGUUUCUGUAUUUAUACAAACAAGACUGGUUAUCCCACAAAGAAGAUGAACUUAGCAAUUCGAAUAGAAGCUGAUAUUAGCUUUCUUUAGAUUUAUGAAAGAGGUGGAUAGAGCUGUGUCUGUAAAGCCCAUGUGUAGGCAAUAUUGGAAAUGACUGAAGCUUGUUACUUUUGUCUCUCGAGAUUUAUGUGAAUUUGGUAGAUUUUGGAUAAGCUAAA
Molecule: messenger RNA, 1818 nt
Organism: Punica granatum (pomegranate)
Lineage: Eukaryota; Viridiplantae; Streptophyta; Magnoliopsida; Myrtales; Lythraceae
Source: RefSeq, a predicted model, not a curated record